AUGUUAUUUUUGUUAAUCUUAGAUUAUACAUAUUUGGAAGAUGUUGCAAGACAAACUGAUAAUUUUACAAGGGAAAGAGUGAAUACAGUAAAGGAAUUAAAGAAUAGAGGUGCACAAGCGAGAGCCAAAAUAUUAUAUACUGUAGCCAAUGAAUUAGGAAUCCGUUAUUCUGCUCUACCCAUGGGUAUGAGUCGAAAUAAAUUAAACCAGAGUAAUUAUAGUAAAAAGUUUCCAAAUAAUAAGCCCUUUUAUGCCUUUUUUGAAAAUUUAUUAUUAUCAGAAAAACCUUUUGGUAAAAGUGCUUAUGGAAUUAUCCGACAUCAACUUAGAGAAUUUGUGGAUGCUGGCAUAGAACAAUUCAUGAUUGCGUUAAAAAAGGAAAAGGCACCGCGAGGUCAUUUUGUGAAUGUGACAGAUAUGUUACACUUGACAUUUAAAGAUGUACUUAAAGGAGAACAAAUCAUUGAAUAUCCUAUUUUUUAUAUUUGGCUUAAACAAGAAGAACAACCUUCUGAUAUUUUAGUAUUAGAAGAUAAGAAAGUCUUGAUUACUGAGAUUCAGCCUAAAGAAGAAGAACAGAAAGAGACCUCAACAGUUGAUAACCGAGAAAAAGAAAAAGAACAGGAAGAGAUGACAGCAGUUGAUAACCAAGAAAAAGAAGAAGUAAUGAAAACUGAAGACAUAAUUACAGUCAUUCAUGAUAACAGUAGUAUAACAGAGUAA
Messenger RNA from Cokeromyces recurvatus, 723 nucleotides. RefSeq lists its product as uncharacterized. The transcript is spliced from 2 exons. The record is from RefSeq and is a predicted model, not a curated record. NCBI's taxonomy places the organism in Eukaryota, Fungi, Mucoromycota, Mucoromycetes, Mucorales, Mucoraceae. Bases 1 to 723 code for a protein of 240 amino acids.